UGGCCGCCGUUUUGUGGCGUUUCGCCUUUUGUCAUCAUCAUAUGCGCCAUUUUAAGACUUUUAUUUGGUGCGGCUUUUAUGGACUUGUGGUGGUUGUUAAAUUUUGGUAAACUGUUACUGUUACACUAAUAUGUCAAAACCAGAAGCGAUGGAGACUGGUGAUACUGCUGAAAACUCUAAUGAGUCUUCAGUAGAGACCGUUUCUUCAAAAGGAAGGCCAGAAGACUUUGAGACAAAAAUUGAAACUGAUCGAGGGAAAAGGUUUGAAUACUUGUUGAAGCAGACUGAGAUCUUCUCUCAUUUUAUGACCAACAACAUCAAUAAGGCUGCGAGUCCGGUGAAGAAGGCUGGUCGACCUCGCAAAGAUAAGGGAGACUCCAGUAAAACAGCAGCCUCUUCUGCAGAUGCGGGAGACCAUCGCCAUAGAAAGACAGAGCAGGAGGAAGAUGAAGAAUUACUUGCAGAAACAAACUCUCAGAGCAAGACAAUCGCUAGGUUUGAAGCAUCACCUUUUUACAUCAAGAACGGGGAGAUGAGAGACUAUCAAGUACGAGGUCUGAACUGGAUGAUAUCUCUCUACGAAAAUGGCAUUAAUGGUAUCUUGGCAGACGAGAUGGGUCUGGGGAAAACAUUGCAGACAAUUUCUCUAUUAGGGUAUAUGAAGCACUAUCGCAACAUUCUCGGGCCACAUAUGGUGAUUGUGCCAAAGUCAACAUUGGCCAACUGGAUGAAUGAGUUCAAGAAAUGGUGCCCAAGUCUGAGAGCAGUUUGUCUGAUUGGUGACCAGGAGGCCAGAAACUCUUUCAUCAGAGAUGUCCUGAUGCCAGGUGAAUGGGAUGUUUGUGUGACCUCUUAUGAGAUGGUUAUCAGGGAAAAAGGAGUGUUCAAGAAGUUCAACUGGAGGUAUAUGGUGAUUGACGAAGCUCAUCGUAUCAAGAAUGAAAAGUCCAAACUUUCUGAGAUCGUAAGGGAAUUCAAAACCACCAACCGACUCCUGUUGACAGGAACUCCACUUCAGAACAAUCUGCACGAGCUCUGGUCUCUUCUCAACUUUCUGCUGCCGGAUGUUUUUAACUCUUCCGAUGAUUUCGAUUCUUGGUUCAACACCAACAACUUUAUGGGUGACAAUUCCCUGAUUGAGAGGUUGCAUUCAGUUUUAAGACCUUUCUUGCUGAGACGUUUGAAGUCAGAAGUAGAAAAACGAUUGAAGCCUAAGAAAGAAGUUAAAAUCUACGUUGGGCUGAGUAAAAUGCAGCGUGAAUGGUACACCAAAGUAUUGAUGAAGGAUAUUGAUGUGGUGAAUGGAGCAGGCAAGAUAGAAAAGAUGCGACUGCAGAACAUUCUCAUGCAGCUGCGAAAAUGCAGUAACCACCCGUAUCUGUUUGAUGGAGCUGAACCUGGCCCUCCAUACACCACUGACGAACAUCUGGUGUAUAACUGCGGUAAGAUGGUGAUCCUGGACAAGUUGCUGCCCAAGUUGAAGGAGCAAGGCUCUAGAGUACUUAUCUUCAGUCAGAUGACCAGGAUGAUAGACAUCCUGGAGGACUACUGCUUCUGGAGAGGCUUUCAGUAUUGCAGAUUGGACGGUCAGACACCUCAUGAAGACAGACAGCGACAGAUCAACGAGUACAAUGCAGACGACAGCGAGAAGUUCAUCUUCAUGUUAUCCACCCGAGCUGGAGGUCUGGGUAUCAACUUGGCCACAGCGGACGUCGUCAUCAUCUAUGACUCCGACUGGAAUCCUCAGAUGGAUCUACAGGCUAUGGAUCGUGCCCAUCGUAUCGGCCAGAAGAAGCAGGUGAGGGUGUUUAGACUGAUAACAGAAAACACUGUGGAAGAGAAGAUUGUUGAAAGAGCGGAAGUCAAGUUAAGGCUGGACAAGCUGGUUAUACAACAAGGUCGUCUAGUAGACAACAAGAACACAUUGAACAAAGACGAGAUGCUCAAUAUGAUCCGACACGGAGCCAAUCAUGUGUUUGCUUCAAAGGAUUCGGAAAUCACUGAUGAAGACAUUGAUACCAUCUUACAGAAGGGCGAAGCCAAGACGGAGGAGAUGAAAAAGAAGCUGGAAGAUAUUGGGGACGAAUCCUCCUUGAGGAACUUCACAAUGGAAGUUCCAACAGAAUCUGUGUACAAGUUUGAAGGUGAAGAUUACAGAGAAAAACAGAGAGUAAUGGGGAUCGGCAAUUGGAUUGAGCCUCCAAAGAGAGAACGCAAGGCAAACUACGCUGUGGACGCUUACUUCAGAGAGGCCCUCAGAGUGUCUGAACCCAAGGCUCCUAAAGCCCCUCGUCCGCCGAAACAACCGAUUGUCCAAGACUUCCAAUUCUUCCCUCCUCGACUAUUUGAGCUGCUUGACCAAGAGAUUUACUACUUCAGGAAGACCGUUGGAUACAAGGUUCCAAAAAAUCCGGAGUUGGGUAGUGAAGCAUCAAGGAUACAGAAAGAAGAACAAAGAAAAAUUGAUGACGCACAGCCUUUGAAUGAUGAUGAAAUUGGCGAAAAGGAAAAGUUGCUCACUCAGGGAUUUACAAACUGGACCAAAAGAGACUUCAAUCAGUUUAUCAAGGCCAAUGAGAAGUAUGGCAGAGACGACAUUGAUAACAUAUCUAAAGAUGUUGAAGGCAAAACUCCGGAGGAGGUGCGGCAGUACAGCCGGGUGUUCUGGGACCGUUGUCACGAGCUGCAGGACAUUGACAGGAUCAUGGCCCAGAUAGAGCGAGGCGAGGCCAAGAUACAGCGCCGGGCCAGCAUCAAAAAAGCCCUUGACGCUAAGGUCGGUGAUAUGGCAAGAUACAGAGCUCCAUUCCAUCAGCUGAGGAUUGCAUAUGGCACCAACAAAGGAAAGAAUUUUAUUGAAGAAGAAGACAGAUUCCUUGUCUGUAUGCUUCAUAAGCUUGGUUUUGACAAGGAAAAUGUCUAUGAAGAGCUCAGAGCUGCUGUCAGAUGUGCCCCGCAGUUCCGAUUUGACUGGUUCAUCAAGUCAAGAACGGCGAUGGAGCUUCAAAGAAGGUGCAAUACGCUUAUCACUCUCAUUGAGAGAGAGAACCAAGAAUUAGAAGAGAAGGAGAGAGCAGAGAAAAAGAAGAGAGCGCCGAGAGGUAGUGGGAAACGGAAAAGUGAAAAUGUCAGCGGACAGACACCAGAUCAAAAAACACCCAAGAAAAAGAAAAAGUAGAUGUGAACAAACAGUGGACUGUCCUUAAUUUAUUUCAAAUGUGUCUAGAAAUUAAACAAUUGAAAGUACCUCAACAGCGUUAAGAAUCAUGAAAAUGUGUAGCAAAAGUGUAAUUGUUCAACAUCAAUGUUUAACUGGUGCUCAUUUUUCAUCGUCAGUAACGAUUACUGUAACAAUUAAAUUUUAAAAGUAAAUAAAAAAAUUUAAACUGAAGGGAUUUUAUAAACAUUGUCUUUUACAUGCCGAACUGUACUUGCAUGCUAUUUAGUCAUUGUGAGUUUGUUACCGGUACUUAUUUUGUUUUAUCAUUAAAUAGCAUUUAGUAAAUAAGAAAAGCUUAACUGAUCAGAACAGAGCUCUACAUGUUUCAUUCCAUUGUUUAGUAGAAUAAUAGUAUUUAAUAUUUUGUGUUAAAUAAAUGAGUUUCUAAAGCUCCUUUAAACUUACCAUGUAUUUUUUACUGUUUUGUUUUGAAUCAAGAAUAUUUACAAAGGACAUUUUUGUCAUAAAUAAUGCUGGAAAUGAAAAAGUAUGAUAAUUUUAAUCUUUCACAGCUUUAUUAGUUAAUUUUACAGAGGAGACCCAAUAUUUCAAACUUUGAGAAGAAUUGUGUACUAAGCGGACAGUUUUUGAGAACCAUAGGUCUAACAAAAAUUGAAAUAUAUUAGAUGUACAUAACUUGAGGAAAGGUUUGGCAUUUGUCUUUGCCAUGUAACUUGCUAUUGUGGCUCAACCAGUAAACAUGGAAAUGCUUUGCAAUAAAAACCUCACCUGCCCAUUGUCAUUUUAUUGUUCUGUUUUUU
This is a messenger RNA of Macrosteles quadrilineatus (aster leafhopper), 3981 nucleotides long. RefSeq names its product chromatin-remodeling complex ATPase chain Iswi (gene Iswi). Gene Ontology annotation, molecular function: ATP hydrolysis activity; ATP-dependent chromatin remodeler activity; histone binding. The record is from RefSeq and is a predicted model, not a curated record. The transcript has 21 exons. Lineage: Eukaryota; Metazoa; Arthropoda; Insecta; Hemiptera; Cicadellidae. Bases 131 to 3178 code for a protein of 1015 amino acids. Gene Ontology annotation, cellular component: nucleus; chromatin. Gene Ontology annotation, biological process: regulation of transcription by RNA polymerase II; nucleosome organization.